GUCGAAUAAGAAUAAACCAAUAAUGUCUAAAAGGUCUUCUGCUACACUUGUCCUAGUGAUAGGCAUGUUGAUAUCAGGUGUUUGUAAUACUAUUUUAAAUAAAUUUCAAGACAUGCAAUGUGUAGAUCAUUGUGAUGAUCCCGACCCAAAGAAUAGAAAGUAUUUUGAACAGCCUAUUUGGCAAACACUUAAUAUGUUUGUUGGUGAAUUUGCUGUUUGGUCUGUUUAUGUUUAUCAAAAAUAUCAACAAAGAAAAAUGUAUAAAAAUGGAAUUUUGUCUAAUUCUGUAAUUCCACCUCCUUCUGCAGUUAAUCAAUUGGAUGCCUCUGUUAUAAUUGAUGAUGUUGAUCAACAUAAUAAACUAAUGACAGAACAACAAGAACCAUUACCUGAACUAAAAGGUUGGAAGAGUCUUUUAUUCUGGAUACCUACUCUAUGUGAUUUAACUGCAACCACAAUCAUGAAUGUAGGCUUAAUUCUAACUUCAGCUAGUGUCUAUCAAAUGUUAAGGGGAGCUGUCGUGAUAUUUACAGGCUUAUUUAGCUAUUUAUUUUUAAAUCGUCGUUUGCAUCGAUUUGAAUGGUUUUCUUUAGUGCUGGUAGUUGUAGGUGUCGGUAUGGUCGGUCUCUCUUCUAUUUUAUUUCCUCAAAAGAAACCCAGUGUCGUUGUAUCGUCAUCAUCUUCUUCAUUUGAUUACCAAUCACUUGUAGGCGUCUUUUUAGUUUUAGGAGCACAACUCUUUACUGCAUCACAAUUUGUAAUUGAAGAAAAGAUUUUAAUACGUUAUCAUGUGACGCCACUUAAGGCAGUAGGACUUGAAGGAUCAUUUGGAUUAAUUUCUAUUUUAUCAGCCAUGCCAUUCUUACAUAUUUUAUUGGGAAAACGUUAUGCUUCAUUUGAUAUAAUUCAAGGAUUUCAUGACUUCUUUGAUCAUUCACUUGUUUGGCAAACAGGGAUUGCUAUUAGUAUAUCCAUUGCCUUUUUUAAUUGGUUUGGACUUUCGAUUACAUCAGCAGUUUCUGCUACUGCCCGAAGUACCAUUGAUGCAUGCAGGACAUUAUUUAUUUGGAUGGUAUCCCUUUAUUUGGGUUGGGAACAAUUUUCAUGGAUUCAAGUAGGAGGAUUUAUUGUUAUGGUGACAGGUACGUUUUACUUUAAUGGAGUUCUUAAAUGGCCAUUUGUUCGUAAAGAAGAAGAGGAAGAGCGUAGACCCCUUUUAUCGCAAGAGUAAAGAAUCCGUCUAUUUGUAUUAAUAAUAAUAAAAAAGACAGCGUAAAAUCAAAAUCCAUGAUAAUUUCUUUUUUAAAAUAAAAAAAAAAUAAAAAUAAAAGGUGGGGCGGGGAUAUAAUUGCUUUGAAAUAGAGUAGUAGACUAGAC
Messenger RNA from Cokeromyces recurvatus, 1377 nucleotides. RefSeq lists its product as uncharacterized. The transcript is spliced from 5 exons. NCBI's taxonomy places the organism in Eukaryota, Fungi, Mucoromycota, Mucoromycetes, Mucorales, Mucoraceae. The coding region runs from base 23 to 1231 and encodes 402 amino acids. Gene Ontology annotation, biological process: pyrimidine nucleotide-sugar transmembrane transport. Gene Ontology annotation, molecular function: pyrimidine nucleotide-sugar transmembrane transporter activity. The record is from RefSeq and is a predicted model, not a curated record. Gene Ontology annotation, cellular component: Golgi membrane; intracellular membrane-bounded organelle.